UUGUCGUUAAAUCCUCUGUCGAGUGUCAACGAGAAGAGUGCCAUUAUCGGCCAGUGUCAUAAGGUUUGGAGGUUUCCCAUGGAUGACCGCUCCUCAAGUAACGACGGUUUAGGAUAAUGGAAGCACCACUUGGGAUUCUACUGCUGUGCGUGAUGCCAGCCGCCUUGGGCUACACAAGCGGCCCGCCAGUUUCAUCCAAUGAUAACCUGUGCACCGACAUGGUCCCAGACGGCCACAACGGUGGAGUCAGCCUGGCCACCGAUCAAGCCUCCCCACCUUACGCCAUCACCACGUCCACCAGGGAGUACUAUGCCGGCGCAUUCGUUCGAGUGACAAUCACCGGGUCUGACAGCAAUCGGUUCACAGGAUUUUUCAUCCAGGCUCGGCGCGCAGAUACAUCCCAGGACAACGACGUUGCCGUGGGAACGUUCUCUGGGAUACCCGCCAACACCCAGCUGCUGAUGUGCCACGGUGUUGCUAACUCCGCCUGGGGGCACUCCAACAAGGACGAGCGGUCCUCUGUUACAGCAACCUGGAACGCUCCGAACCAGGACGAAGGCCCUGUGGAAUUCCUGGCAACUAUUGUGAAAGGGGAGCCAAACAGAAAUUACUUUUACCUCGAUGUCAAAUCUCCCCAGGUGAACUUCACCAAUGAAGCCCCUCCUGUCAGCGAUGGAACAACAAGCUCUCCGUCUGCAGGCUCUGCCAAUACUUCGUCCUGCGCUUUUGUGGUGCUGGCGGUGACACUACCAGUAUUGUUCGCGAUGCAUUUCAACUGAACAGCGACAAACCAACGAUUGUGUAAUUUUUUGAAUUUUUUAAAAAGUUAUUCUCGUAGAUUAUAAGAGUUACUUGUAGACUUUAUCGUAUUCAGAGUCUUCACGUCAUUAAAUGUCAGGCAUUGUUCAACUUCUUACAAAGAUUAACGAAAAGUUUAUGCUAUUGGGUGGGGGACGUGUGAUUGUAAUGACCUGAAGAUUUGCAUAGAUUACAUUCAAGUUGCAGUGAUAACGAUGCUGUUGACGACAAGAUUAGCAGACGUAUACGUGUACAUGUAAUGUACGUAUUACUCAUGUAAAAGCAGUUCUUUUAUCGUCGCAAUCAGGCUGGGAAAUUCCCCGAUGAGAAAUUGUUUCAAUUUGUAUAAAUAAUAAACUCACCCGUACGAUGGCCUUGAGAUGACCCGCAAAAUCUUGGAAUUUUUUCGCACAACGUGGCAUAAACCUGAGUAGCUCGCAGUGCUGUGCAAGGAUUUCUGAUGUGACGUCAUAGAAUAUUGACUCAAAGAAGUGCGAGGUAAAAUCCAUGUUAAAUUAAGAAAAAGGUGUAAAAUUGUGAAAAACUGAAUAAAACUGCGAUGACGAUUAAAUCAAAACCAAAUCAAACGACUCUGUAGGUCCCCUCACGGUCUCCAUACUGCAGCUCGCGAGGGGCAGCUAACACAAUACCGUUUGUAUAGCAGCAAACAUGGCACGCAGUGUACGUCGAUUGCUCAUUCUUAUUUAGACUUGCCUGCUGGAAAGAUCUGAAUAACUGGACCAUUGUCUUGCACCAUAAGGAAUAAAACCGACAGUUAACAGAGACGGUUAAAGAUGACUUCGAAAGAGCAGCAGCAGAGGUUAGGCUUUGAGAAAGAGGGCGUGGUCAAGGAUUCUCACGGAUCAGCCGCAAUGUCUCACGAGGGGAACGUGGAGUCGGGCAGCCCUGUGUCCAGGAUGCAGGCUCAACAGCCGGUCUCGCCUGGCGACUUGGGAUUCGGGAAAGAAGGUGUGGAGAAAGACACCCCGGCUUCCGCAAUGAUGUCGCACGAGGGCGACGUGAGCGCCAGCUCUCCCGUGGCAGAGCUGCAGAGCAAGGGUGCGACCGGCAAGUAAGCUACGGCAGGCACUCCAGGUCGAUAUACCGUCUACCGACAACAUCUUUCGUGAUAUGCUCAUGAUGAUUCCCUGAAUUGUCUUUUUUAAUGGCAAUUUCACCGCUUUUGCCCUUGGCAUUUCAUUUGCGCUUAGAGUCACUUUUUCCUCUUUUUUCGAUGGUAGAGGAGAAACGAGGCUAAUUUCAUCACACGGUGUGCUUUGAAAUGCACCUGCAUUACUUGAAUUCUAGUCAUUCAGAAAAUAUAGAAUUUGUUUGAGAGUGUAUUUUUGGAGAAAACUACCAAUUACCAGUGUCCUUGAAGACAAAACUUCAACUACAAAAUCCAUGGUGAUGAACACUCUGCAAAUCUUGUCUUGGGAUGAAAUUUCACAAAUAAAAGAAAACACCAUCUGUUCUCCGAAUACAAAAACCAAGUAGACUUGAAUAUAAAUAUGACUGAAAAUGGUAACACUGUUUCGUUCAUCUUUAGUGCAUUUCUUGGUUUCCUCCACAGUUUUCCAGGGAUUUUAAAAAUUGCUCGGCUGUGGAAAUUCAAAAAACGAAGGGGGCAUUGCUGGACACCGCUUGCAAGGGGCGAUGUUCACGAUACAGGUGUACAUUUUUGCAUGCCUACGAUAAGACUCCUUAACCUUGCAUCAAACGGUAUACAUCUAUCUAAAACGUUUGUACUUUUUCUCCCUUUUCAGUACUAAUGAACUUAUAUUAUGGUAUCCAGAAAUUCGAAAUAUUACUUCUAAAUCUGUUUCUUUCUCCCGCCAUAAAAGCGAGGGAUGAUAACCCAACCCCUUUGUCAAAAAGUGCACGGAAUACAUAUCUCCCCAUUCGUCUUGGAUAUACGCCUGUCGCACGUCCUCUAUCCACACCGUCACUAGAUGUAUAACUUUACAAUAUAUAACUGUCAACGAUACCUUAAAAACAAGUCUUGAACCACACACCACCUUGCAUUCUGAACUAAACAUUACGCUAAACCUACAUGCAAGCUACUGUUGAACUUUGUUCACCUUCAAAAUUAACGAGCAUAAUAAUGGUUUAUUUGAAAAUAGUUUUACAUCAAUUUCAAGUCUGGAAUAUUUAAACGUGAAAGUAUACUAUAGCUACUGAGAAUAUCACGAAUGUUGUGGAACCUGGGAUAUUUUUUCAAUGUGAAUUACUGGUGGCUAUACGUUUAGUUGGAAUAAUAUCUAGGCAGGGAGCCAGUCUAGUUAUUUUGCCAGCCUAUCCAGAUUUGAUAUGCGCUUGCGCAACUUGAAAUUUCCUCUAUCGGGGAAAUCCCCAUGUGAGCAAUAUAUUCUCACAUUCUAGCUUUGAACUCGAGUCGUGUUUCCAUUUUAAUUUCAUAUUUUAAAAGCCCCAACGAUGACAACGCUUCAGGUUUGUUGGUGUUGAAAUCAGCGACCUCUUUUGUCACUCCAUAAGUAAUUGAACGCGCUAAAUACAAAAGGGAUCUUCAGUCCUGUCGGUAUGCCGAAAGGCGGGGCGCGGUCUGGCGGCUCAAGCCGGAGUUCGAGGAGUGUUAAUCCCAGCUCACUCGGGUUCAAGUCAGGUGGAGUCGUGAAAGGAUCGGCCGCUGCCAAAAUGAUGUCCUCGCAAGGUUCAGUGAAGGCUGGAUCUGAUAUUGCACAGUUACAGAGUCAUGGGGCGAAAGUGAGUUUUUCCUGACACACGUUUCGUUAGAUCAGGCUGACAACCCUUCAACCAGGAACAGCACAAGACCUUAUCAACGGCCCUCUUUUUUUGGCCCCCACCCACAACAGGCACACCUUACGGUCUUGCCAGCAAACCCAGUUCUCGGUCCGGCGGUUCGAGCGGGGCUGCGAAGAGCAUCUCGCCCGCUGCCCUGGGUUUCAAGCCCGGCGGGGUGGAGAAGGGUACUGUUGCCGCCCAGAUGAUGUCGACGCUAGGAUCGGUGAAGUCUGGCACCAUAGUUGCCCAGAUGCAGAGCAGUGGGGCCAAGGGCACAAGUGAGGGAGUGUCCUGUACAACUCACCGGAGCAGCAGCGGUCAGGCCCAGUACGUAAAGUGCACCGUCAAGAAGUAGCUGAUCGAACUCGCUUCUCAAACAAUAGGCUCAAUUGCCUGUGCUAACUAUUUACCCAAGGAUGAAAGUUGAAACUACGGUUAGUAGGGCUAGGGCUAUGCCAACUCUUUUUUCCUCCGUUGGAAUGAUUUGUCGUUCAUUUCCAAAAUGAACGACAAAUCAUUCCAACAGAGGAAAAAAGAGUCAGUGAAAAUACACUUGCUAUAAUAUUAACUCAUUCGGGGGAGUGACCCAAAAAUGUAUUUAAAGCAUUCAAUAAGAUGACGUAUCCAUUGCUACUCAUUUGCAUAUCUUCACCUUGGAUGCCAAUGCAAUUUUCAAUAUGAGUAAGCACAGUGCCUUGAUUGGAAGUCUUCAUGGCUUCAACACGACUGUGCACGCCCACUAAGUUAUUGUUUUCUUUCGAUCCGUGGAUUUGCUUGAGAAAUGAUCUAACUGAUAAAUACAUCACGGCUAAUAUGUACCAGUGUUGUAAGCGAUAGAACGCGAGAACAACAGAAAUUAAUUAUUCGUUUCUGUUCACUUGCCACUUCAAGUUGAGACAAUAAGCAGCGAAACACCGAAAAACGUCUCUGCACUUGAUGGUGACUUAGCCCCACUGAGGCAUGUUUUCACACAGCCUGUCGACUUAUUGGAUACUUAACACUUUGUUUCCCGCCAACAGUGACAACAUGGGGCUGGAAUAGCAUGAAUCGAAGAUACCAAAUAACUUGUGUUAAGAUUCAACACAUUGUAACUAGGAUAUAUGUAAUGUUAUUAUGGUUAUCAUUAUACGCUUACCCUCGCUUGUUAUUAAUUAAUAUACUACCAUCAGACCUAGCUUACGAUCAAUGCUUGCAUAGUUUCCUCCACAAAGCGAUGCCAAGAACCAUAUACGACGCAACUUUAGAAUCAACAGUAUUAGCAGCUUCAAUGAUCAGGUUGAGUCGAAUUGCAGAUUUAUGAAUAAAUUCUCUCCACGUGCAAUGACGUUCUUUCUGUGUGCAAGUAAGAUUGCUAACAGUUUCUGUUAGCCCCGUUUUUUUGGUGAACAGAUUAAUUGCCCUCAAUAUAACCAUGCCCUCAAUGAUAUCUCAUGGAGACAUUCUACUGACUGCUUUUCGUGAUUAAUAACAUACAACCGCAGCUACUCUUAAUAAGGUUUUGUUUUGCCAAAAUCCAUGCUGUUUAAAGUGUAUUAUGCUUACUUAAAGGUUAUGUGAUCUUAACGUAUAUACACCGUGAAUGCAUGCCGCUUAUGUUCAAAUGCAUACGCUGUUUUGGGAUCUGAUCUUGAACUGUUUGAAUCGACGGGCUUAUCAAUAAAAUGUUAAUGAUCUAAGACGUUGUACUGUUA
This is a messenger RNA of Acanthaster planci (crown-of-thorns starfish), 5252 nucleotides long. Its product is annotated as putative defense protein 2. The record is from RefSeq and is a predicted model, not a curated record. Gene Ontology annotation, cellular component: membrane. NCBI's taxonomy places the organism in Eukaryota, Metazoa, Echinodermata, Asteroidea, Valvatida, Acanthasteridae.